Linepithema humile (Argentine ant) is the source of this 4109-nucleotide messenger RNA. Its product is annotated as zinc finger and BTB domain-containing protein 14-like. Gene Ontology annotation, molecular function: protein binding. The record is from RefSeq and is a predicted model, not a curated record. Gene Ontology annotation, biological process: regulation of transcription by RNA polymerase II. Gene Ontology annotation, cellular component: nucleus. NCBI's taxonomy places the organism in Eukaryota, Metazoa, Arthropoda, Insecta, Hymenoptera, Formicidae.
GCAAGAAUCGGAAAUGAGUUGGUUGGUUCGCGAGCACGAAACCGAUAAUACGGGAUAAAAAAUGUCCUUUCAAGAUGAGAGAGCGCGAUAAUAUUUGCAUUCGCGUUUAGAGUUAAUAGCUGUUGAGUCAUCGUUGUUUAAUGAUCAAACGGUUGUAAGUAAUGAGCUGUUUUACGAUGCACAGUCGAUUACGGGACACCGUGUAUUACUGGACGUAUCUCCGUGUACGAGAUUACAAUAAUUGUGCGGAACGUGUCAAUUAAAACGACAUGAUGGGCCGCGCCGCUCCGCCACGCGACCACGCACGAUGCGAUUAUCACUUAUGAUGCAACGAUUACGGAUUGCGGAAAGCAAUACAUCAAUAUUCCGCUAAUAUGACUAAUAAGCGUCUUGUACGAUAAAUCCGACAAAUUUUCUGCGCAUCAUUUACACACAAUUCACAGGCGAUACUCGAUCAAGAAAUUUUCCCACCCGAUUGCGAUUAUAUGCAUGCGUCAGGAAAUAUUUUAGCAUACAGUUUGCAAAGCGUGCGAUUCUAAAUCUAGAUUUGUGCAGUCCUUGUAAAUCCUCCAUGGCGCAUCUGCGCCGCUAAGCACGCACAACAGUAGAUGUGAUUGUUUUUGCUAACGCAUCGAUUUAAGUAUUAAGAACAGAACAAUUGUAAUUAAUGUCACGAUGAAUAUCGCAGUAUUUAAUUAUUGAGAAUUUAAGAUUGAUUUUCAGUUCUAAAAGUUCCUCAAAAUAUUUCCUGGGACUCGAUAAUACUUGAUAAAAAUAUGGGCGAGAAAACGUUCAAUCUUACUUGGAAUAAUCAUCUGGCGAAUCUGUCGGGUUUGUUUGAGGCUCUUUACAAAAGCGGUUCCUUGACGGACGCAACUUUAGCUUGCCAGGGUGGUAUGCUGAGGGCUCAUAGACUCGUCCUAGCAGCAUGUAGCCCUUACUUCGAAAGAGUAUUCAAAGAACACUAUGGAGAGCAGCCCAUUCUCAUUUUGAAAGGCGUUGCCGUCGAAGAAAUGGAAUGCCUCCUGGACUUCAUGUAUAGAGGCUCUAUUGACGUAGCCGAAGAGCAUCUUCCUUCAUUGAUAAAAACUGCAACCGAUCUGGAGAUACGUGGUCUUUCUGGGGAACAGAAAAAUCCGGAGAAUAAUCGUAAUCUCUACACCAGAGUCGAGACGCGAAUGCAACGGUGUCACAUUGAAACCAGAGUACACACUACCGAAUAUAUAAAGGAACCAUCGGUGAUUCCUUUCCUACCGAAUCACUCGAACGUCGAUUCGAUGGACGAUCAUUUUAAAGUAGAAGAAAUUGAGGUGGAGGACGAUCCGAUGGUAAUCGAUGGGCACGAGGACAGCUUUGACGAACUUCCGCGAUCCACGGAAACGCAAAUUAAGCGUAUUCCACCUCCAAUGUACAAGCGGGAAACUAGAUUCAAAGGGCAAAAAAGAGUGGCCGUCGGUCGUGUGACGCGGAACAGCGAUCCUCCGGAAUCUAAGUCGAAGAAUUCCUCACGCGAAUCAAGCUACGAAGAUUCCUCGAAAAUCAUCAAAUACGAACCUAAUUUCAACGAUGGAUCUAUGGAUGUCACUGUAUCCGGCGUACAGGAAACUUCAAGUUUGGACGAACCAAAGUUAGGAAUAAAGAGAGAACUCGAGGUUUUGAAGAGAACCGGAGGAAACGAGGGAAAAGAAACAAGGACCUUCAACAAAUCCGAUCGUGCACAGCAUAAGCCUUUCUCGUGCGACCUUUGUACGUUGGCCUUCACAAGAGCGUCGCACUUAGCGAGGCACAGAAGGGUACAUACAGGCGAGAGGCCCUUCGCCUGUAGCAUCUGCCCGCGAAUGUUCGCCAGACAAGACAAGCUGAAACAACAUCUGGAUUCGCACUUGCAAUGGCCGAAAAGAAAAAGUAACCAGACAGUACCUUCGUUGCCGACAAAGAGCAAGCGCGGUAGACCGCGUAAGGUUAAUGUGGAGCAAUCUGCAAUGGAAGAGAUUUUAAAAUUCGGCGAGUUUAGCUCUCUACUAAACAAGUCACAUUCAGCGAACUCAACGAAUAAGAGUGACAGUUCUGAUAACGCUAAGAAUGACGAUGAAAAGAAAGAAGCGCAUCAAAGCGAGGACGAGUCGCUCAGGGAAAAGGAUAACCGUGCUUGCCAGGUCGAAAAUGGCCAGGACAUCGUUUAAUAGAAUCUUCUUGUGCAAUCUGGAUUUAAAUAUUCGUAAGACAUAUUUUUCUACGCAUUUGCGAGAACCGAAGAUCGAUGCAACACAAAGGAAGAAAACCUAUCGAGCUUUUCCAAAAGAUCAUGGUAUCCUUUUCCGGUUGAUUCAUAAUAAGGCUUAUAAUAUCUUCUCGUCCCGAUUGCAAAAGUCAAGAGCACUCGCGUCGCUUUUAUUGCGAAUUGUUUAACGUAAGUACCUGAGAUAUACUAACGUUACUACCAAAGCGCACGAGCCUCCAAAGAUCCAGUGGCGCGAAUGAAGGAGUCGAUUAUUAUCGGCGCAUCGUCGGCCGAUCGGUGUUAUUGAACGAUAAGAUUAAAUAAAGGGAUACCUGCGCUAUAAACCCGACCAAAUAAUAUAUACGCGUGAAGAAUGCGGCUUGACUUUCACUGUAAACGAUCCUGAUCUAAUGUAUCACCUCUCGACAUUAACUUACGAUAAUAUUUGCAAUGUAAUUACCUGUAAUAUAGCGCGCACCAUUUGUCAAUCAGUAGCCAUUUUAAUUUAAUGAUAAAGGGUGCUUUUCAACAAAAUAUCGAUUUGUGGGAGAGUUUUUAUAGUCCGAUUUUUAUUCAAGAUAGUUUAGAAUAUCUUAAAUUCAUCACAAAUUAAAAUAAAGAUUGAUUUUAUGUUCAGUAAUUAAAAAUCUAUAUAACAUUUUCAAAUUAUGUUAAAAAUGAUUUUUAAUAUAAUAUAAUCGGACAAUGAAAACCGUUUUUAAAGUUCGACUUAUAUCUUUUUAUUGAAAAGCACCUUGCAGAGCAAUGGAUGCACUGACAUUUGAAGUCGUAUACUAACGGGCCGAAUUUAUAUUUCAAGUGAUGGCACCCGUGCUGCCUGCUAUGCGAAAUAUUGCAUGAACGAUAUUAUCCUAACCUAAGAUCUUGUGCGCUUCCUACGGGACGGAAAGAGAAAAAACGAGUAACAUAAUAGCGUGAUAGCAAUAGCGUAUUACAGUUACCAACAGUCUUAUACAGUGUGAGUCAUGCCUAUGUAGUAAUAUUUUGUCAUACGCGCGACUAUAUACAUCAAGUACAAAUGUCCGAAUGUUAGACUACGUGUACCGACAUUCUGCCACGCAAACGGCAUAAAUUAGGGGUGUGCGAGUGCCGAUGGAUUACCGAAAUGGGUAUCUGACAUUCGGCACGGGUGUCGAAUUAAAUCAAGAUCGACUUGAAGCUUUGAGCAUUUCAGCUUCUCGGCCUAUCCGAAAUUUUAUCGAACUUCUUUAAAAGUAAUUGAACAAUUUUAUCACACUUUUUUUUAAGAAAUCACUUUUUAGAUUGAGGUUAAUCUGAACAUAAUUAAAAUACAUUUCUAAAAUUCGAGCAACUGGUUAUUUUCAGGGUAAGAUCGAGAGUAUACGGAAGGAUGCAAAGAGCACAAAAGCUUUGAGUACUCGGGAAAACAUUUGAGUCACCGAACUGAUGAUUAGACGAAUCAAACUCGAUGAGAGUAAAUGGACCCGACUUGACUUUGUUCUUUGUGAGUACCCGCACAUCCUUAGCAUAAAUGAACAGGCCUAGAGUUCUUUUAAGAUUUAUUCAGAUUUAAGACGCAUAUAGCGUGUUUUUUUAAAUAGAUUUUACGAUUUGUGCAAUGCCAUUAGUAAUGCCGUUUAUCGCGAACGUUCGCGGAUUGAUCCUAAUUAUAACUGCAUUCGAGAACGUUCGUACGGCAUGUGUCGAAAAAUCGUGUGGUGUCUAUAUCUUUAUAAUUGGUUAUAAUUGUUGUAUAAUUGGUUGUUGUUGUGCAAAUUGCAUUCAGUUUUGUUAAAUGGCUGUUGUUCGAUAUCACGGACAUUGUUCAGCUGAUCAUGUCCACGAUUAUAUCCUUUUCGCUGGCAACGUGCAAUUUCUUUUCAGUGAUAGUAUAUUCUGGUCGCUA